UAGAAAGAUCAAGAGAAUCAAAUUCGACACUUUUUAUUGGGUUCUUUGUUGUUGGUAUUAAUUUAUAAACUUUUAAUUAAAGAUAAUUAUUGGGCGUGAGUUUAUGGAUAAAUUUGCCGGCAGCAAAAUGUCAUAAGUUCAUUGGGUCACUUAUAUAACUUAUCAUCUCAAUAAAGAAAAAGUAACGUUAUGGGAUUAGUACAUGAUCGAUAUGGGAUUAGUACGGGAUCGAUAUGGGAUUAGUACAGGAUCGAUAUGGGAUUAGUACAGGAUCGAUAUGGGAUUAGUACAGGAUCGAUAUGGGAUUAGUACAGGAUCGAUAUGGGAUUAGUACAGGAUCGAUAUGGGAUUAGUACAGGAUCGAUAUGGGAUUAGUACAGGAUCGAUAUGGGAUUAGUACAGGAUCGAUAUGGGAUUAGGACAGGAUCGAUAUGGGAUUAGGACAGGAUCGAUCUCAAAAUUUUCAAGAAAAAAUAAGUGCAAACGAAAGAAUUCCUUUAAAAAAAAAAGGUAUGUAUUUAAAAAAUAUACAUAGUUUACAAAUGUCUGAACUCGACCCAGUCAAUCAACAUGGCCGCCUCGUCCCCUUGCCAGGUCGGGAGCCAUUCGUUGCGCGCAUUCCAGAAAUCUUCAGCGGCGUGAGGAGAGUUGUUGGCCCAUGGCUUCCUGACUCCGUAGUUGAUGCCAUCGGGGAAGAAACCAUUGGUGCCUCCGACGGCGACAUUGAAGAUCAUGUAGAA
Lymnaea stagnalis (great pond snail) is the source of this 740-nucleotide messenger RNA. The record is from the annotation of a GenBank genome assembly. Lineage: Eukaryota; Metazoa; Mollusca; Gastropoda; Lymnaeidae.